This is a messenger RNA of Yamadazyma tenuis ATCC 10573, 1263 nucleotides long. The record is from RefSeq and is a predicted model, not a curated record. NCBI's taxonomy places the organism in Eukaryota, Fungi, Ascomycota, Pichiomycetes, Serinales, Debaryomycetaceae.
AACUCAAGUAUCUCUAUCCACCACCAUGACUGUGUACCAAGCAUCGGCCACAGCCCCUGUUAACAUCGCCACUUUAAAAUACUGGGGUAAGAGAGAUAAGACCUUGAAUCUUCCAACGAAUUCCUCGAUAUCUGUUACUUUAUCUCAAGAUGACUUAAGAACCUUGACUACUGCCAGUUGUUCAGCUGACUUCGAACAAGACCAAUUAUGGUUGAAUGGAGCGUUGGAAAGUUUGUCCAGUGAAAGAACUCAAGCCUGUUUGAAGGAUUUAAGAACUUUGAGAAAAGGUGUCGAACAUAAGGAUGCUUCUUUACCAAAGCUUUCUGAAUAUAAGUUGCAUAUUGUUUCCGAGAACAACUUCCCAACCGCUGCUGGUUUAGCUUCCUCUGCGGCCGGUUUUGCUGCUUUGGUCUUCUCUAUUGCCAAGCUUUACCAGUUGCCUCAAGACUUGUCGGAGAUCAGUAAGAUUGCAAGAAAAGGUAGUGGCUCCGCUUGUAGAUCUUUGUUCGGUGGGUAUGUGGCUUGGGAAAUGGGUGAAUCUCCAGACGGUGAAGACUCCAAGGCAGUUGAAGUUGCUCCUUUGGAACACUGGCCAAAUAUGAAAGCUUUGAUUUUGGUGGUAUCUGAUGAUAAGAAAGAUGUGCCUUCUACUUCCGGUAUGCAAAGCACUGUGGCUACCUCCGACUUGUUCAACCACAGAAUCAAUGAACUCGUUCCUCAAAGAUUUGAGGAAAUGAAAAGUGCCAUCUUGAAAAAGGAUUUCCCUACAUUUGCCGAGUUGACCAUGAAGGACUCUAACUCUUUCCAUGCCGUGUGCUUGGACUCAUUCCCUCCUAUUUUCUACUUGAAUGAUACGUCCAAAAAGAUCAUUAAGUUGAUUCACAAAAUCAAUGAAAUUGAAGGUAAGACCAUCGUAGCCUAUACCUAUGAUGCUGGUCCAAACGCUGUUUUGUAUUACGAAGCAGAAAACGAGGACAAAAUAUUAAGUGGUUUGAAACCAUAUUUCGAGAAUAUCCAAGGCUUCAAGCAGCCACAAACCGUAACCUCGUUCGACUUCAAGUCGUUUAUUCCCGAAAUCACUGGUGUAUCCAAGAUCAUUGCCACUAAGAUAGGUGAAGGUCCUAAGGAAACUUCUAUCUCCUUGAUCAACGAAUCUGGAUUGCCAAAGUAAUCAUGUUUGUUUUUCUUCAAACAUCGUGAUGCAUGUAAUAGUAGUUUAGCAUACUAAAUGAAUUAGAUUCUAAUCUAACCCCGGGUUUGGCA